This is a messenger RNA of Hyaloscypha bicolor E, 1197 nucleotides long. RefSeq lists its product as uncharacterized. NCBI's taxonomy places the organism in Eukaryota, Fungi, Ascomycota, Leotiomycetes, Helotiales, Hyaloscyphaceae. The transcript has 2 exons. The record is from RefSeq and is a predicted model, not a curated record. The annotation marks the transcript as partial.
CUCCUUCUCGCCUCCAGCUUCGUCUCUGUUGAAGCCUCUUCAACUUCGACUGCAUUUAGGAUAUUGCAGCGCAAUGUCACCUCAGCCGACCCAGGCCCUCUGGACUGCACCACCGACUUCAGCAAUGAUUACUACGGCUUCGGAGUUAGACUGGGUGUUUACUUCUCCUGGCUUAGUUCUUACUUUGCCAACCUGUUACUGCCAUCGGAGAUCGCAGGCUCUCUGGACACAAACUCCAUAUUCCUCCUAGCUCUCAUCGCAAGUCUCUUCAAUGGCACGCAUCUUAGGCAGAUCCAGCAGAUCGAUGCCCUUAUUAUCAUGCAGCUAAGCUCGGGAUUCUUAUUUAGUAGUUUCAGCAUCUGGGGCUACAGGACUUCGUAUUACGAGAAGGAGGGUCCCGCUGCUAUCAAGCGGUUUGGAGGAUGGGGUACGCAUUGCAGGCUUUUGUUGACUGCCGCUAUCAGUAUUUAUGGAACGUGGUUUUGGUGGGAAGGUGUGAGGGAUGGACUGAUUACUUCUGACAAUCCAGAAUGUCAAAAGAUUUUCACUUGGUUCUUCGCAUACCUACUGGUCCGUGGUGGUAUCGACAAGUUUUACAUUGUCAUCACAAUGUGUUGCUCAAUAUAUUACUGCACUAUGCUCGUCGCGGCAAUCUUCGCCGUCAUUGCCAAGGUAUUCCGGACCGGACUGAGAGAAAAGCUGGUCUUUGAAACUGGGUUCAGCGCCUCGGAACUAAAAUUGCUGUUUAAAAUUUUCCGCAUAUUCAACCUCUUCUGGAUCCUCUUCUGCCUCCUCAUGGUCGAGAUGACUCUCAACAAAAACCACAUGCGACGCACGAUCGCACAGGAUGGUGGGAUUCGGUUUCCAUCCCAAUUACUGCCUCUACUCAUCGGCGGACUCAGCUUUAUCAGAGUAUUGUGGUUGAUAUACGCCGAGGGAAGAGAUCGCGUCAAGGAAGCUUCGAAGAAUAACAAUGAGCGCUUUGCGCGCCACGAAACAAUGACAAAGCCGUCGCUGCGGAACGGGUAUGGACUCGGCCUCGCCUUUCUCAAGAUCCUGUCUCCUUCGAGACAACCCCGUGAUGUGCCCAUAUUCGCAUUGGAGGAGGAGAGUUUGCCAACUUUUCUUGGACCUUGGCACCACAGAUAUCUAGUUGCUUUGCUCCCCUGGUUGUCAACGUUCGAAUCUUGGAAGAUG